Manduca sexta (tobacco hornworm) is the source of this 2086-nucleotide messenger RNA. It is a transcript of the gene side-II, whose product is annotated as nephrin. Gene Ontology annotation, molecular function: protein binding. Lineage: Eukaryota; Metazoa; Arthropoda; Insecta; Lepidoptera; Sphingidae. The record is from RefSeq and is a predicted model, not a curated record. Bases 26 to 2086 code for a protein of 686 amino acids. The transcript has 13 exons.
GGUGGACGUGCAAGCUGUAGAGGGGAUGGUGGCGCAGUUCCCGUGCGACCUGGGCACCGCCGCCAACGACAAGGUCUACAUGGUGUUCUGGUUCAGGGACGACGCCGGCAUCCCGCUCUACAGUUUCGACGUCCGUGGCAAGCACCUCUCAGAGGCGCGGCACUGGUCGGCCCCGGAGGUGUUCGGGCCGCGUGCGCAUUUCUCCACCUCGCCUCCGCCCGCGGCGCUGCUCGUGCGCGACGUCAAACGGCGCGACGAGGGCGUCUACCGCUGCCGAGUGGACUUCCGCAACACACAGACCACCAGUUUCAGAUACAACCUUACUGUUGUCGUUCCACCAGAGAAGCCAGUGGUGGUGGACCGCUGGGGCCGCGUCAUCAACACCACCACGCUCGGACCGCACGAGGAGGGCGACGACGUGCUGCUCACCUGCAGGGUGCUCGGGGGUCGCCCGGAGCCGUCAGUACGAUGGCUUGUCAACGGCGUGCUGGUCGACGAGGAGUAUGAGCAUAACACGGGUGACGUGAUCGAGAACCGGCUGCUGUGGCCGGCCAUCCGGCGCGCCGACUACGCCGCCGUGUUCACCUGCCAGGCCGCCAACUCGCACCUCGUGCCGCCCAAGGAGGUGUCGCUCGUACUUGAUAUGUUCCUGAGACCGUUAACAGUAGAGAUAAAGAAGCCGGCAGAAGUGGGUGAGGGUGGAGUGCUCACCGCCGAGCGGAGGUACGAGGUGGCAUGCGAGUCGGCCGGCAGCCGUCCGCCCGCUGUCAUCACCUGGUAUAAAGGCAAGCGGCAACUCAAGAGGAUAACGGAGGAGCUCCGCGACAACCUGACGGUGAGCGUGAUGAGCUUCGUGCCGACAAUGGACGACGACGGCAAGCCGCUCACCUGCCGCGCUGAAAACCCUAACGUCACCGCGCUCGCGCUCGACACCUCCUGGACCAUCAGCGUCGUCUAUCCGCCGGUGGUCCGUCUGCGGCUGGGCAGCUCGCUGGCGGCGGGAGACAUCAAGGAGGGUGACGACGUGUAUUUCGAGUGCCACGUGCGCGCCAACCCUAUAGCGAGGAAGCUCUCCUGGCUCCACGAUGAUCGUCCGCUGGCGCACAACGCGACGGCGCGCGUGUUCCACAGCAACCAGAGCCUGGUGCUGCAGAAGGUGACGCGCCACAGCAGCGGCCGCUACGCCUGCUCCGCGCUCAACGCCGAGGGCGAGACCGUCUCCAACGAACUCCACUUCAGGGUCAAGUAUGCGCCGUCGUGCCGGCAAGGUGGUGUGUCGGUGGUGGGCGCGGCGCGGGGGGAGUCGGUGGUGAUCGUGUGCGAGGUGGACGCCGACCCGCCCGCUGCAGUCUUCAAGUGGAAGUUCAACAACUCCGGCGAGACCAUCGACGUCGCCGCCGACCGCUACACCUCCAACGGCAGCGCUUCCAGCCUUAAAUACACGCCGGUGGCAGACCUAGACUACGGCACGCUGUCGUGCGCCGCUUCCAACGAAGUGGGCUCGCAGCUCGCGCCCUGCGUCUUCCAGAUGGUGGCUGCUGGCAAGCCGCAUGCGCCGCGCAACUGCACGUUAUGGAACCAGACGGCGGACUCAGUGGAGGUGUCAUGCGUGGCGGGCUUUGACGGCGGCCUGCCGCAGACCUUCCUACUCGAGGUCUACUCCGCCGACGGCUCCACACCGCGCGCGAACCUGUCGUCGGAGGAGCCGUCGUGGACGGUGCGCGGGCUAGAGUGGGAGGUGCGGUUCCGGCUGGUGGCCGUGGCGGUGAACAGCAAGGGCCGCUCGCCGCCCGCCGCGCUCGACGACGUGCUCUUCAGGGACCCCGAGAAACGAACCGCUUCGGAGGCGCCGCUGGGCGUGGGCGGCGUGGUGGGGGCGGCGGGCGCGUGCGCAGGCGUGGUGUGCGCGCUAGUGGCGGGCGCGUGCGCGGUGACGCUGCGCCGGCGCCGCCGCCCACGUCACCACAAGCCGCCACCCGCGCCCACGCACCACGCGCACCACCAGCACCCAGACUCACCGCGCGCCAAGCUCCCUGACCACGACGACGCGGAACCGGACCUCAUACCCAACAACUACUGUACGUAA